AUGUCAAAGGCACAAUCAACACAGCCAGGCCAUCAACCUAGCAGGUCUGCUGGUGCUGACUUGACGCUUAAUCUCUCUUCCAACAACCCCUUUCGCAACCGCGCUGCCUCCCCACUCCUCUCCGGCGCUACCUACAGCAAUACCACCUCGCCUGCUUCGCCUUUUGACGACCCUCCUCCUCGACCUGUCUCUCGCAACCCGUUCCUUGAUCCAUCAUUUUCGUCUAGUCAACCAAAUCUGAUCGGAGUAGGCAAUAUGGCACCACCGUUCGACACCAAGGCAUCGCCUACCGCCGAGGAGCUGUUUGACGGCCUGACAAUCAACGAUCAGAAGCAAUCGCGCCCCGAUGGAGGACGACCCUCGACAAACCGCCCGCCUGGCCAGCCUGGACGCGAAAAUAUACCUCCUGGCCGUCGCGGUCCCCCGCCCCCCGGGCACCGCCCGUCGAGAUCCCAGGAGGAGGCGAUGAGACAGCGACGCAUGCAAGGUGGCAGCAAUGGCGGACCCCCCCGACCGGCCGGAGCGCCGGCAUCGCCCCAACGCCGACCCCAGGAACGCCGUCCGCGUAGGAACUCGGAUUCGUCGGUCCUCAUUGACAUUGAGAAGCCUCUCACUGAGGAAGAGAAGAAGGCCAAGGAUGCCAGACGUCGUGAAAGAGAGCGCCGCGCCCGGGAAGGAAAGGAUAAGGACCCCAAGGAUAAGGACCCCAAGAAGCCCAGCCGCAGGCUCGACAUCAUUGAUCAAUUGGAUGCCACCAGCAUCUACGGUACAGGAUUGUUCCACCACGAUGGCCCCUUUGACGCCGCGAACCCGCAUCGUAAUCGCAAGGGCAGCCGCCGCGCACCUAUGCAUGCCUUUGCUAAGGACUCAUUGAACAUGUCAUUGGGCGGCUCUGGUCCCCUCAACAAGCGGCCCGAUCACGCCACAUUCCUGGGCAACAACGAUGGCGACGCAUCCGCGGACUUCGCCACCGCUGCUGCAAGGAACGCGGAGCGAAAAGCCGACCCGGCCGUGUUCGACCCCAGAGCUCGCGGCUCCAUCAUCUACGGCGAAGAGUCGAUGGGCCUUGGCGCCUCGACAUUCCUCGAGGGCACCCCUGCAGCUCGUGCGGCGAUUCAACGCACUCAGGCCGAGCAAGCCCAACAGGCCGCCUCAGAGGGUCUCGGAAGGAGCAAGUCAAUUGCUCAACGUAUCCGCGGCAUCAAAAGAGAACCACGCGAGUAUGGUCCCUCGGGCCGCAUCACCAACCCCGAGGGUGCCUACACAUCGCGUAGAUCUCCCGACGGUAACGGUCCUUCCUCCAGCAUCUCAUACACGGGCGAGCGAAACCCCUUCUUCUCAGAGUAUGGGAAGGAGCCAGAGACCAUUUCAGUCAGACGCAACGGCGCCAGGUCGCCCGGCUCGCCGCCGCCCGUUCCUCGACGGGGCUCCGCUAAUGGCUUGGAGCGCCGUGCUACGGCGGAUGCCACUUCGCCGACCGAUGACGGACCUAGCAAGCCUUCUGGAGGCUUCCUUGCCAGAGUCAAGAGUCUGAAGGGUGGCCGAAGACGCCAGGUCUCGGAUGCUAUGGCACCACCCCCAGCGCCUGGAACUGCCGCCUAG
Molecule: messenger RNA, 1602 nt
Organism: Colletotrichum higginsianum IMI 349063
Lineage: Eukaryota; Fungi; Ascomycota; Sordariomycetes; Glomerellales; Glomerellaceae
Product: Mucin-1
Exons: 4
Coding region: 1-1602 (533 amino acids)
Cellular component (GO): cytoplasm
Source: RefSeq, a predicted model, not a curated record